Brassica oleracea var. oleracea is the source of this 1174-nucleotide messenger RNA. RefSeq lists its product as uncharacterized. The record is from RefSeq and is a predicted model, not a curated record. The coding region runs from base 131 to 1069 and encodes 312 amino acids. Lineage: Eukaryota; Viridiplantae; Streptophyta; Magnoliopsida; Brassicales; Brassicaceae. The transcript has a single exon.
UUUAAACCAAAAGAAAAAAAAAAACACAUUAUCAAAAGCUAAAGCAUCCUCCUCUUGGAGGUCGUUCCUAUAUAUCUAAUAAGAAGUAGACAAUAAGAAGAGAAAAUCAACUUGAAAACACAAGAAAGAGAUGAUCAGAGGAGGAGGAGGAAAGUCUUCAGGUUACUCUGCAGAUCUCAUGGUCUGUUUCCCAUCAAGAACACACUUGUCUCUACCUUCUAAAUCCAUUUGCAGCCCUUCUCACUCCCUUAGCCGCCGUCAAACCGCUCCUCAACACCGCCGCAGCUUCAGUAAGCUCUCGGGAAGCGGCGGCGUACGUCGGAGUCGCGUAAGGGAGAUGGUGGAAGAACCAACGUCGCCGAAAGUCACGUGUGCCGGUCAGAUCAAAGUGCGGCCGAGAAAACGCGGAGGAGACAAGAACUGGCAGUCGCUGAUGGCGGAGAUAGAGAAGAUACAUAGAAACAAGUCGGAGAGCAAGUUCUUGGGGAUCAAGAAAGAUGUCAUGGGGUUCUUGACUUGUCUCCGUGACUUUGAUUUCCGGUGUUUCGGUGCGUUUCCUCCGGUAGAUGCAGUCUCCGACCAAGAAGACGAAGACGAGGACGAAGAGGAAGAAGAAGACGAUGAAGAUGAAGAUGGAGGUCCAGCGAUGAGGACAUAUUCAGGGACAGUUUUCUCAAACUGGUUGACGUUUCUACACGAAAAGCAAAACAAUGAAGAGUGUACCGAAGCGGUUUCGGACAAGGUGGAAACUGUGGUUCCGCCGCCAAACGCGUUGUUGCUGAUGCGGUGCAGAUCUGCGCCGGUCAAGAACUGGUUAGAGACAGAAAAGGAGAAGAAAAUAGAAUGUGAAGACACUAGAAAACAGAGCGGAGAAGAGGAGAAGGAGACUGUGAGCAAGAAGAAGGAUCUGAGAUCAUUGAUGGAGGAGGAGGAGGAGGAGGAUGUGAAUAGGGUGGUGAUGGACUACGACACAAAUUAUUACAAACUCUCUUCAGACAUAGCCAAGGAAACUUGGGUUGUAGGUGGAAUUCAAGAUUCUUUGUUCCGAAGUCGAAGCUGGAAUAAAUGAUCUUUGUGCUUGGAUCAUUGUUAAUCCCUUUGUAAAACUAAUACUUUUUUUUUUACUUUCUUGUGAGUUAAGUGAUAAGUGAAAGCUUUUCUUAUAAUAAUAAAA